AUGUUGUUAUAUUUAGAAUACAAUAGUUUUUAAAAAAAGUUGUUUUACCCAUAUCAAUUUUAUAACUAUCUUUAUGAAAAGCCAUAGCUGCCUCAACUGAUUCCUUAAUCUAUUGCAAAAUAGAAAAACAUUGCUAUGAACUGUAAAAAGAAAAAAAUACUUCUACAAUGCAAAACAAUUUUCCCACAACUAUGUGAUUAAAAUGUGGCAAUUAGUAACAAGUAAUUGGAAACAAUCUCAGGUUCCCUUCACCUUUUCUGCAACAGAACAAAGCAAGCUAAUAAUAGGCAUGGCAAAACGGAAUUACAUGCUGAUUCCAUAUUCCACUCUUUCCUUGUAAUUAACUCAAUAGAAUACACAUAUGAAGCCGAGAUUUGCAAAAAAAACAGCAAACCUUACUGUGCUAUGGUCAAAAGAAUUUUCAAACAUUGUCCCAUUUUUUUUGCUCUAAUUUAGAAUUAAAAGAUCAUGGAGGAUAAUCUAAUGUCCAUCAAAUAACUCUCACAUAAUAUAUAAAUCGAAUCUAAAAGCAUCAACAAUAAACAAGUAAAUCAAUCUCUUCAUGUUGCAAUGAAACAAGAGCCCUGAAACAUAACCCAACGCUUUAAACUUGCUGCAAAUAAUUGAAGAAUUUUGGAACUCCUACAAAUUACUUAAUCUGGUCCAAGGCAAUUUCAUAGCACGGAAUAAGGUCAGUGCCUUUUCUAUUUACACCUAUUUAUUAAGAAACAGAAUAUUAUGUUUCUAAUCCUCACUGCCUCACAAGUGAAACUUGUGCAGAAAGUUGUUAGGACAGAAUUUGGAAAGUGCUGGCCUGAGAAUUGAUGGUAAAAGUUGCAGAGUAGGGUCCACAGUUUACUGAAGCAAUAAGCACAAUAUCUACCAUAAGUUGAUGGAAAGAUUAGAUUGUUAUACUUUAUUCCUAAAAUUCCAUAAUCCCUUCUCCUUAUAAGGCGAGUGCUGAUGGCCUUUUCUCCUUGCAUUGAGAAGGGACUGAAGAGGUUCAUAUUCGUCUAAUAAGGGGAUUUCGAACACAAGAUGCCUAAGUUCUAGCUUUCCAGAAGAAGGCAACUGAUAACAGAAGCAAACAAGCAUCAAGGAAUUGGGCUUUCACAUGGAUGUGAAGACAUAAAAGAGGGAAAAAAGGGAGAAAUAGAGAUGCAUCGUUUAGGUCAGUCUGACAUCCUUUCAUCAAGACCAACAUUUCCUCCAGAAAAAACUUUACUUUUGCAAGGACGAAAUGCUCUGGGAGAUUCAGGACUAGUUCUCUCAACGGAUGCUAAGCCCAGGUUGAAAUGGACUCCAGAGCUCCAUGAGCGUUUCAUUGAGGCGGUGAAUCAACUUGGAGGAGCAGAUAAGGCUACCCCUAAAACAGUAAUGAGAAUAAUGGGCAUUCCUGGAUUAACCUUGUAUCACCUAAAAAGUCAUCUUCAGAAGUAUAGACUAAGUAAAAACUUACAAGUUCAAACAAAUUGCGGAGGUGUCAUGAUUGGCUCUGCAGCACUACUGGAUCGAAGAACUGAGGCUAGUGGAUCAACAGAAAGCCAACCAGAAGUGGCGUCUCAGACAAACAAAUCCAUGAAGAUCAGUGAGUCUCUUAUGAUACAGGUCGAAGUGCAGAGACAGUUGAAUGAACAACUUGAGGUACAAAGGCAAUUACAGCUUCGCAUAGAAGCACAGGGAAAGUAUUUACAGUCCGUUCUAGAGAAAACUGAAGAGACUCUUGGCAAGCAGAACUUUACUUCCAUGGGGCCGGAGGAUGCCAAAUUUCAACUCUCUGAACACGUUUCCAAUGCGUUUAAUAAGUGCUUACCUACCGAGUUUCCAGGUUUUAAAGAAACGGCCCAUUUACCUAGGCAACACGCACAUACUACUCAUGUAUAUGAUGGUUCAACGGGUAGUUGUUUGACAUCAAAUGAAGACAUAGGAAAGGAUGAUGUUGGUAUGUUCUUCAGAACAUACCACAGCGAUUUAUUCGUUCAGAAUAAUAAGAGUUGUGAUAUUGCUAUGUUUGAAGAGACUCCAACAGCAAGAUGUGGGGAAGUGAAUCAUAAAGAGCUAGUCCAUUCAUCAUUACCAAGUGAAGUGGAUGCAAUUUUCAUGAUUGAAGGAGGUUCUGCUUUAUUUUCACUGAAUACAACUCAUGGGCUAAAUGAAAACAACAGCAUUGCAGAUGCAAGCAGGAAAGAGACAGAAAUAGAGUACCCUUACCUCGGAAUCCAAAAUAGCAAAACUUUGGAAAUUCUGCAAGGCAUAGAGAAGCAGUCAAGUCAGUUUGGGUUUUCAAGCCGAAUUACACAACUAGAUUUAAACAUAAAUGAUAAUAACGAAGAUUUAGAAGGUUGUAAGCAGUUUGAUUUGAAUGGUUUCAAUUAAAGUAAAAAAAAAAAAAAAAAGAAGGAACGGAAUAUUCAGAACCGUGGUCACUCCAUGGACAUCUGCUAUAGUUGUAAUAGACUGCUAUAAAGCCCAUUGACGCAAUAUGAGUAAUUAAAUAAUAGUCGGAUAGCAAAAGGUGACCAUUUGUACUUUAUUAUGGUAUUGCUAAUAAAAUAAAAAAUUAGACCA
Molecule: messenger RNA, 2568 nt
Organism: Dendrobium catenatum
Lineage: Eukaryota; Viridiplantae; Streptophyta; Magnoliopsida; Asparagales; Orchidaceae
Product: myb-related protein 2
Exons: 7
Coding region: 1159-2376 (405 amino acids)
Molecular function (GO): DNA-binding transcription factor activity; DNA binding
Source: RefSeq, a predicted model, not a curated record